Molecule: messenger RNA, 2513 nt
Organism: Labeo rohita (rohu)
Lineage: Eukaryota; Metazoa; Chordata; Actinopteri; Cypriniformes; Cyprinidae
Gene: snrnp70
Product: small nuclear ribonucleoprotein 70 (U1)
Exons: 10
Coding region: 201-1685 (494 amino acids)
Biological process (GO): mRNA splicing, via spliceosome
Cellular component (GO): U2-type prespliceosome; U1 snRNP; precatalytic spliceosome
Molecular function (GO): mRNA binding; U1 snRNA binding
Source: RefSeq, a predicted model, not a curated record
CUCGCGCCAUUUUAAGAAAGGAACGACUCGUUCAGCUUGGUGAGGAUACACGCUGGGUAUUGUGUGGAUCGAAGUACACACAAAAUACUAAAGAUAUUUAAAAAGUUCACGCACGAAGACUUCCUACAGACAAACGCAGAGGGGUUUUUGCGCUAAAAUCGGAGGUUUCGUCGGAGCCGAAUGAGAAGCUGAGGUGAACAAUGACUCAGUUUCUUCCCCCGAACCUGUUGGCAUUGUUUGCCCCGCGGGACCCGAUACCGUUUCUGCCUCAACUAGAGAAGCUCCCCCAUGAGAAACAUCACAACCAGCCGUACUGCGGAAUUGCUCCCUUCAUCCGGCAUUUUGAGGACCCCAGAGAUGCGCCACCACCCACAAGAGCAGAGACGCGGGAGGAGAGGUUGGAGAGAAAGAGAAGGGAGAAGAUGGAAAGGCGGCAAGUUGUGGUGGAAGCAGAACUGAAGCUGUGGGACCCACACAACGAUCCUAAUGCUCAAGGAGACGCUUUUAAGACCUUGUUUGUGGCUCGAAUUAAUUACGACACCACAGAAUCUAAACUACGGCGUGAGUUUGAAGUCUAUGGUCCUAUCAAACGGAUUUAUAUCGUGUACAACAAGAAAACUGGCAAACCAAGAGGCUAUGCGUUCAUUGAAUACGAACACGAGAGAGACAUGCACUCUGCCUACAAGCAUGCAGAUGGCAAAAAGAUCGAUGGACGUAGAGUGCUUGUUGAUGUUGAAAGAGGACGAACGGUCAAAGGAUGGCGCCCCCGGAGACUUGGUGGAGGUCUUGGUGGUACAAGGCGAGGAGGGGCAGAUGUCAACAUCAAGCACUCUGGCAGAGACGACACUUCCCGCUAUGAUGACCGACCAAUUGGAAGUGACCGCGAUCGGGAUCGCGAACGCAGGGAUCGUAGUCGGGAACGAGACCGAGAAAGGGACCGUGGUGAGCGCCGCCGUUCACGAUCUCGAGAGAGACGCAGACGAACCAGGUCUCGAGAGCGUGAAAGGGGCAUCGCGGCACCAGCGGAGGAGGCGGGAGGAGGCAGCCGGCGCCGAGAGAGGGAACGAGAACGAGGUGGUGCCGGAGGCAGCCGAGAGAGGAGUAGAGACCGAGAUAGAGAAAGAGACCGCAAGAGGAGAAGCAGGAGCAGGGAUAGAAAGCGAGACAGAGAGAGAGGGAAGGGUGCAGAUGGAGGAGAGGAAGGCAUGGGCGGGCUAGUUGAUGGCAUGAUGCCCGAAGGAGGAGAUAGGGGUAUGGAGGACCCCUUGGGUGGUGAGCCAGGACGAGGUGAGGAGGGAGGGCCUGAAGGAGAGGAGAGAGGAAGGGAUCGAGACAAAGACAGGGAGAGAGACCGUGAUAGGAAGCGUAGCCACAGAGACAAAGACAGAGACAGAGAUCGGGAAAGAAGGCGAGACAGGGAUAGAGAUCGUGAACACAAGCGGGACCGAGGCGAUCGGGAGCGCGGGGACCGUAGGGAAGACAGACACGUUUUGUCCUCAGGAGAUCAGGAGGGAUUGGGUAACGGAGGCGAAGAGGGUGAAGAUCAGUUGCCGCCACAAUCAGAAGAAGGUUCACAGGAUGGAAUGAGGAUGAUGAUGAUGGAUCAGGAUUCCAUGCAGUCAGGAGAGGGCUAUGCCUCCAAUGAGAAUGGAUACAGGAUGGAGGGCCAGGGCGAUGAGUACUGAAAGUGCCACCAUUGUGCGAAUCGUCCAAGAUCAUCCAACUGAUUGGAUUCACAAAUUCUCAACCAUUAUUUAAUGCCUCCACCCUUUGCUUGCACUAUGUCCACAGUGUGUAAGUAUUAUACUGUACUACCAAAAGCUGUCACUGAGAGACCUUAGUGUGUCCCUGGUAAGCAGCGUCCUUUUGUUAAAAUAAAAAGAUUAUGUAGUUAAACUGUGAGCUUUUUUUUUUUUUUUUUUUUUUUUUUUUUUUUUUUUUUUGAACCCGUUUAUUUCAUUUGUGGGGCAUUGUUUGCAUAAAACUUUAUUAAAGAACUAGCCUUAUAAUGCAUUUGAAUUCCCUCAACUCGGUAUCAAAUGACUGCACAGCUAGGAAGACAUCUCUUGACUGAGGUACUGUGUUUUAUUACAGUGUAGUUUAUUCAGUAAUGGAUGAGUAACUGUCAGAUGAUUUGAGGUUGUUUAGUACCGUUAUGUCCACUUUCAUAGAUGUUUGUUGAUUACAGGAAUAAUUGCUUGAUGGUUUGAAACCUUAUCUGUACAAUGUUCCUUUUAUAUCUGCCCCCAUUUCUUUUCUAUCUUUUGUCUUGUACAUUUUGUUUUAUAUUUGGUUCAGUAUGUGGAUCGUUUGCAAAUUGUACAGUGGCCCCUAAUUUUACUGAAGUAACAAAGGUGGCAAACAUUGACACAAAUGUGUUUUUUAAAUAGGAAUGUCUGCAGUGGGUUCACAAAAAUCGCUCUUUUUUUUUUUUUUUUUUUUUUUUUUUUGAGCUUGUAUCUCUGUUAGUAUUGGUUCUGCUCUUCGUUGAAUAAAUACUUUUUAUUGCCAAA